AUGCUACUGUUUAUCAAAGACAAACUUCUCGGCCUGGGUCUCACGGCGGCAAUUGGGGCGCCCAUUCUGUGUGCUGUGAACUGGCUUAUUAAGUGGGGAGGGGCUAACUUCCACCUCUGGCUGUGGGGCUUUACAGUGUUGAUGACAUUCGGAAUGAUAGUCAUCUAUCCGAACCUGAUUGCUCCCCUGUUCAACAAGUUCCAAGUGCUAAGGGACAGAGAACUCAGGAACAAAAUUAACGCCUUGGCUGAGCAGCUGAAGUUCCCUCUGUGCGAGGUGUACGAGAUGGAUGGCUCGAAGCGUUCGAGCCAUAGCAACGCAUACUUCUACGGUUUUUGGCGGUGGAAGCGAAUUGUCAUCUUUGACACUUUGCUUCACCUGCCGCACGAUCAGAUCUUAGCUGUUUUGGGCGUACUUGGCUCCACACUGUGGAUGAAAUACUACGGAGAUUAG
This is a messenger RNA of Eimeria mitis, 453 nucleotides long. RefSeq lists its product as uncharacterized. NCBI's taxonomy places the organism in Eukaryota, Apicomplexa, Conoidasida, Eucoccidiorida, Eimeriidae. The coding region runs from base 1 to 453 and encodes 150 amino acids. Gene Ontology annotation, molecular function: metalloendopeptidase activity. The transcript has 4 exons. Gene Ontology annotation, biological process: CAAX-box protein processing. The record is from RefSeq and is a predicted model, not a curated record. Gene Ontology annotation, cellular component: endoplasmic reticulum membrane.